This is a messenger RNA of Heteronotia binoei (common prickly gecko), 485 nucleotides long. Its product is annotated as cytochrome c oxidase assembly factor 3 homolog, mitochondrial. Gene Ontology annotation, biological process: mitochondrial respiratory chain complex IV assembly. Gene Ontology annotation, cellular component: mitochondrial inner membrane. Bases 16 to 312 code for a protein of 98 amino acids. The transcript has 2 exons. Lineage: Eukaryota; Metazoa; Chordata; Lepidosauria; Squamata; Gekkonidae. The record is from RefSeq and is a predicted model, not a curated record.
GUUCCGCGGGGCAAGAUGUCGGUGCGUGCGCAGAGGGCUGGCGGCAGCGGAGGCUCCCGCGGAGAGGCCGGCUUCAGUGCCCGGCGGAGGUGGGCGACGACGCAGGCCGGAGCUCCCUCGAGGCCCGCCCAGGCCGCGGCCCAGCGGGGGCUGAAGGUCCGCAACGCCCUGACCGCCCUCGCCAUCGGAGCCGUCGUCGCCGGCAUCUAUGGCUACACCUUUUACUCUGUCUCCCAAGAGCACUUCCUGGAUGAGUUGGAACUGGAGGCCAAAGCCGCACGGGCCCAAGCAGCAAAGACCUCUGCUAACUGAGACCAGCUGAGUACAGGAUUGGACAGUCUUCCCUAACCCUACAUUGGGUCACGUCUGCUCCCUUCCUCCUGCUGUCAGUCUGCAACAUUUGCUUUGUCUGGGCUCCCCCCCCCCCACUCCUUUCAGCUGUUUGAUGUGGAGCAAGAGCAAUAAAAGAGCUUUGUGAAGACGGA